GGGAAAGCGGGAGGGGCGGGAAAGGGGCGGCCGGAACAUGGCGGACCAAAUCCCGCUGUACCCGGUGCGUAGCGCCGCGGCGGCCGCAGCCAACCGCAAACGCGCGGCCUACUACAGCGCCUCAGGGCCCGGGCCGGGAGCCGACCGGCACAGCAGGUACCAGCUGGAGGAUGAGUCUGCGCAUUUGGAUGAAAUGCCACUAAUGAUGUCUGAAGAAGGUUUUGAGAAUGAGGAAAGUGAUUACCAUACCUUACCACGGGCCAGGAUAAUGCAAAGGAAAAGAGGACUGGAGUGGUUUGUCUGUGAUGGCUGGAAGUUCCUCUGUACCAGUUGCUGUGAUUGGCUGAUAAAUAUUUGUCAAAGAAAGAAAGAACUGAAAGCUCGCACAGUAUGGCUUGGAUGUCCUGAAAAGUGUGAAGAAAAACAUCCCAGGAAUUCUAUAAAAAAUCAAAAAUACAAUGUGUUUACCUUUAUACCUGGGGUUUUGUAUGAACAAUUCAAGUUUUUCUUGAAUCUCUAUUUUCUGGUAAUAUCCUGCUCACAGUUUGUGCCAGCAUUGAAAAUAGGCUAUCUCUACACCUACUGGGCUCCUCUGGGAUUUGUCUUGGCUGUGACUAUGACACGGGAAGCAAUCGAUGAAUUUCGGCGUUUUCAGCGUGACAAGGAGGUGAAUUCACAGCUAUAUAGCAAGCUUACAGUAAGAGGUAAAGUGCAAGUUAAGAGUUCAGACAUACAAGUUGGAGACCUCAUCAUAGUGGAAAAGAAUCAAAGAAUUCCAUCGGACAUGGUGUUUCUUAGAACUUCAGAAAAAGCAGGUUCGUGUUUUAUUCGAACUGAUCAACUAGAUGGUGAAACUGACUGGAAGCUGAAGGUGGCAGUGAGCUGCACGCAACGGCUGCCGGCUCUGGGGGACCUGUUUUCUAUCAAUGCUUAUGUUUAUGCUCAGAAACCACAAAUGGACAUUCACAGUUUUGAAGGCACAUUUACCAGGGAAGACAGUGACCCGCCCAUUCAUGAAAGUCUCAGCAUAGAAAAUACAUUGUGGGCAAGCACCAUUGUUGCAUCGGGUACUGUAAUAGGUGUUGUCAUUUAUACUGGAAAAGAGACUCGAAGUGUAAUGAACACAUCCAAUCCAAAAAAUAAGGUUGGUUUGUUGGACCUUGAACUCAAUCGGCUGACGAAAGCACUAUUUUUGGCUUUAGUUGCUCUUUCUGUUGUCAUGGUAACCUUACAAGGAUUUGUGGGUCCAUGGUACCGCAAUCUUUUUCGGUUCCUUCUCCUCUUUUCUUACAUCAUUCCCAUAAGUUUGCGUGUGAACUUGGACAUGGGCAAAGCGGUGUAUGGAUGGAUGAUGAUGAAAGACGAGAACAUCCCUGGCACAGUCGUUCGGACCAGCACUAUCCCAGAGGAACUUGGGCGCCUAGUGUAUUUACUGACAGACAAAACAGGAACCCUCACCCAGAAUGAAAUGAUAUUUAAGCGGCUCCACCUGGGCACCGUGUCCUAUGGAGCCGACACAAUGGAUGAGAUCCAAAGCCAUGUCAGGGACUCCUACUCACAGAUGCAGUCUCAAGCUGGUGGAAACAAUACUGGUUCAACUCCACCAAGAAAAGCCCAAUCUUCAGCUCCCAAAGUUAGGAAAAGUGUCAGCAGUCGAAUCCAUGAAGCCGUGAAAGCCAUCGUGCUGUGUCACAACGUGACCCCUGUGUAUGAGUCUCGGGCCGGCGUUACUGGGGAGACUGAGUUCGCAGAGGCUGACCAAGACUUCAGUGAUGAGAACCGCACCUACCAGGCUUCCAGCCCCGAUGAGGUCGCUCUGGUGCAGUGGACAGAGAGUGUGGGCCUCACGCUGGUGAGCAGGGACCUCACCUCCAUGCAGCUGAAGACCCCCAGCGGCCAGGUCCUCAGCUUCUGCAUCCUGCAGCUGUUCCCCUUCACCUCGGAGAGCAAGCGGAUGGGCAUCAUCGUCAGGGACGAAUCCACGGCAGAAAUCACAUUUUACAUGAAGGGCGCCGAUGUGGCCAUGUCUCCUAUUGUGCAGUAUAACGACUGGCUGGAAGAGGAGUGUGGAAACAUGGCUCGCGAAGGACUGCGGACCCUCGUGGUUGCAAAGAAGGCGUUGACAGAGGAGCAGUACCAGGACUUUGAGAGCCGAUACACUCAGGCCAAGCUAAGCAUGCACGACAGGUCCCUCAAGGUGGCCGCGGUAGUUGAGAGCCUGGAGAGGGAGCUGGAACUGCUGUGCCUCACCGGUGUGGAGGACCAGCUGCAGGCAGACGUGCGGCCCACGCUGGAGAUGCUGCGCAACGCCGGGAUCAAGAUAUGGAUGCUAACAGGCGAUAAACUCGAGACAGCUACUUGUAUUGCCAAAAGUUCACAUCUGGUGUCUAGAACACAAGAUAUUCACAUUUUCAGACAGGUAACCAGUCGGGGAGAGGCACAUUUGGAGCUGAAUGCAUUUCGAAGGAAGCAUGAUUGUGCACUGGUCAUAUCUGGGGACUCUCUGGAGGUUUGUCUAAAGUACUACGAGCAUGAAUUUGUGGAGCUGGCCUGCCAGUGCCCCGCCGUGGUGUGCUGCCGCUGCUCGCCCACACAGAAGGCCCACAUCGUGACACUGCUGCAGCAGCACACGGGGAGACGCACCUGCGCCAUUGGUGAUGGAGGAAAUGAUGUCAGCAUGAUUCAGGCAGCAGACUGUGGGAUUGGGAUUGAGGGAAAGGAGGGGAAGCAGGCCUCGCUGGCUGCCGACUUCUCCAUCAGGCAGUUCCGGCACAUUGGCAGGCUGCUCAUGGUGCACGGACGGAACAGCUACAAGAGGUCGGCGGCACUCGGCCAGUUCGUCAUGCACAGGGGCCUUAUCAUCUCCACCAUGCAGGCUGUGUUUUCCUCAGUCUUCUACUUCGCAUCCGUCCCGUUGUAUCAGGGCUUCCUCAUGGUGGGGUACGCCACCGUAUACACCAUGUUCCCGGUGUUCUCCUUAGUGCUGGACCAGGACGUGAAGCCAGAGAUGGCGAUGCUCUACCCGGAGCUGUACAAGGACCUCACCAAGGUAUGGGCCUCAGGCAGGCUGUCUGCCUCAAGACUGGCACUCACGCCUGGCAUUUUACACGAGUGAUAAACAGGCCAGUCAGGAGGCAUUUCCAAGCAUUUUGUGAAAAACGAUUCUUUGUCCUUCAAGACGUUUUUUAUGUCUCCUAAUUAGUUUUGGCAUUUUCUCUUUGAGUUAAACUUCAAAAGGGGAAAAACAUCUCAGGGAAAAAAAUUUCUCAAAUGUUUGCAACAAAGCUCUAAUAUCAUAUAUAAAAUUAGAAUUGUAAAAGAUGCUCUCACCAUUUGUGGAACUUUUAUGAAGUGAGCUCACCAAAUGUCAGAGAAGAGUUCGCUUCGUAAUUUCUGUAGAAAGGCUCCCCGGACAGUGUCACUGCACCUGCUGCAGAAGUAGCAUUCCAAAGCUGGGGAACCCGUGGGUUUCACGUUUCCUGUGUAUUUCCAAGUCUGUCAAUAGUUGUGGAUUUCACAAUUAUAUCUGAAAGUGACUGACAACAUGCGUCUUUCCCUGGGGUCCGUAGACUAUUUUUGCAGUGAUGCCACCAAGAAAAAAAUCCACCCCAGGAAACUUCAGUCACCUGAAACUCUGUGAAAGAUGCAUUUAUUUGGCUCAAAACUGUGCUCUGUUAGGAUUAAAGGAGGCUUUGAAGUUAUCAUAUUCUUUACCACAGCAUAUUUUAUAGCAUAGAAUGUGUAAGGAUGCAGGGUAGAAGAGAGGGUCAGCUCUGCAGACACAAAUCAUGGUAACUCUGGUAUUUUCCACAAAGCUAGCUUUUUUGAGCCAACAUUGAGAACAAAAUUCACUAACCUGCAAUUAAAUUUAGAUUUACAAUUGAUAAAUGACAGGUGUCUGAAAUUAUCAACUCAGAUUUUAAAAGCAGUAGCUGUAUGGUAAAGAAAGAAUUAGAUUAGGCAUUAAAGAAAGUUAAUGACUACCUAACAAACAGAUUCUAGUCCAGCUAACCACCAAUUAACCAACUACAUUCUUACCUAGCUAACCACAAACUGAGAAACUAGACUCCUGUCUAUCUAACUAGUAACUAACAAAUGAUACUCUAUCUAAUAACAGCUAACCACUAACAAACUAGACUCUUAUCCAGCUAACCACUGACUGACGAACUAGACUCUAGUCCAGCUAUAACCACUCAUUAGCCAGAGAGGUGCUGGGGAAGUCAUGUUAACUUUUUGAUUUCUUGAUGUUAUUGUAAGGGUCUAAUGAAAUAAAGACUUUAAAGUUUCUUGGGAAAAAAAAAUUCUCAUUACUGUUUUAAUCAAGACAAAUAAAGCUAGUUCACCAGUAUCACAUGAAAUACAAAUAUCAAGUAUUAUUAUCAUGAUGGUGAUAUCAUCGUGGUGACUGGGAAACCUCAUCCCAGGUCACAUCUACAACUAGAAGGAAGACUGGUUAAGUAUCUUAAACUGAUGAAACCAUUGUGACAAAGUCCAGCAC
This is a messenger RNA of Piliocolobus tephrosceles (Ugandan red Colobus), 4498 nucleotides long. RefSeq names its product ATPase phospholipid transporting 9B (gene ATP9B). Bases 38 to 3115 code for a protein of 1025 amino acids. Gene Ontology annotation, molecular function: ATP hydrolysis activity; ATPase-coupled intramembrane lipid carrier activity; magnesium ion binding. The transcript has 26 exons. Lineage: Eukaryota; Metazoa; Chordata; Mammalia; Primates; Cercopithecidae. Gene Ontology annotation, cellular component: endosome; trans-Golgi network; plasma membrane. The record is from RefSeq and is a predicted model, not a curated record. Gene Ontology annotation, biological process: endocytosis; phospholipid translocation; retrograde vesicle-mediated transport, Golgi to endoplasmic reticulum.